AUGGCAUCAGCAAGCCUGCAGUUCUUUGCUUUUAUUCUGGCUUUGUGUGGUGUUUUUGGAGAUAUCACAGCCACCUUGCUACCAAACUGGAAGGUAAAUGCAGACGUCGGCUCAAAUAUCAUAACAGCUAUAACACAGAUGCAAGGACUUUGGAUGGACUGCACAUGGUACAGCACUGGGAUGUUCAGCUGUACCCUGAAAUACUCCAUUCUCUCUCUCCCCGUCUACAUCCAGGCUGCACGCACCACCAUGGUACUGUCGUGUAUCCUAUCAGCCUUUGGGAUCUGCAUCACUACGGUCGGAAUGAAAUGCACAAGGUUGGGAGGGGACAGUGACAGCAAAAUUAAUGCUUGUUUUGUUGGAGGAAUCUGCUUCAUUCUUGCAGGAAUCUUUGGAUUAGUACCAACGUGCUGGUACACAAGAGAAAUUAUUUCAAAUUUCCUGGACCAGACCAUUCCAGAGAGUAGUAAACAUGAACCGGGAGCAGCAGUUUAUACUGGAUUCAUCUCAGCAGGGUUUCUGCUUAUCGCAGGUGUGAUCUUCUGCUCUUCCUGUUUUAAAAGGCAGCAAGGAGCAUGGAUUUACCCUCCAAAGCAGCACCAUUUCCCAUCCACAGAGCAAGAGAGCAAUGCAGGUUACAGCCUGAAAGACUAUGUAUAAAUAGUUAUUUCUAUCCAUUGAAGUAUUUCUAGUCAUUCAAGGGGGUUUUUUGUGUUUUAAGUAUAGUUUGAUUAUUUCAAAGAAUGUAUAACAUAGCACUUAACCUUUCCUGUAUUUGGGUUGCACUUAUGCUUAUGCAAGGUAUUUCAUUUAUAGGGGCAUCCACAUAAAGGAAGAAGUGGGAAAGGAUAAUUGUCUGCUACAAGAAUACUUAAUUUUGAUGAUUUUGCAAACCCUUCUUUCUGACUUCCAAAGUAACCCUUACUGAGGAAAAAUGAACUAUUUUAAAAACAUAACUGACUGUACAAUUCAUGCGUCGAUGUCUUGUUACAGCAAAGAUGAUUAAAAACUAACUGCUUUCUGUUUAGUGAAUCAGACUUUCAAUAACAUAUGACAUUUUAUAGUGUAUUUUACAUUUUUAUCUUGAUUCUAUUAUGAUGCAAGGUAAAAAAAACCAGAAACUAUGAGUCCAAGAAGCCAAAUUAAAAGAUUUUCAAAAACCCAACACAUCUGCCUUCCAUUUUCAAUUCUAGAUCACCUUGGUAACUAGAUUUUGUAAAAAGAAAACUAAAAAAACCCAAAACAAAAUAAAACAAAAAAAAAAACCACCAAAACAAACAAAAAAAAACCCGAAAAAAACCCAAAACAAAACAAAAAAAAACACACACAAGAAAAAUCAACCAACCAAAACAAAUCCAUAACAAAAGCUCAAGGCUCCAAACCUCAGCUGCACUGUAUACUCUGUUUAUCAGGCUGAAGGAUCAGCAGUACCAUUCAGCUCUUGCCAAACCCAGCUCUCUUGCCCCAAACUGCCACCUGCUGUGGGUUUCAUUUAUUAUUGUUAAAGAAGUGUGCUGGACGUUCACCAACUGCUACUAAUCUACCACUACACUGUGAAUGUUAGAGAUGAGGAGCAGUACAACAAUAGAAAUGUAACCAUACCUGUGAAAAGACCUGCAAACUGCAACAAAACAGGAUAGAAACCAAAUUAUCUAUGUUCAAGAAACAUCUGUAAACAUUCUGGCUUACACUUGCUAAAGGUAGCUAUUAACAGCUUAAAUAACACAGUAACCAUUUACCCUUUUCUACAUUUCUGAGUUUCUGAAAGAAACUUUUAAGUCCUUUUAAUUAUUCCUGCAGGAUCUGUUCCAGGCCCACUCCCAGGUAUUCUAUUACUGUACAAUGUACUGUAUAACAGCAAUAAAGAGAUAGC
This is a messenger RNA of Cinclus cinclus, 1873 nucleotides long. RefSeq names its product claudin 20 (gene CLDN20). Lineage: Eukaryota; Metazoa; Chordata; Aves; Passeriformes; Cinclidae. Gene Ontology annotation, cellular component: bicellular tight junction; plasma membrane. The transcript has a single exon. The record is from RefSeq and is a predicted model, not a curated record. Bases 1 to 660 code for a protein of 219 amino acids. Gene Ontology annotation, biological process: bicellular tight junction assembly; cell adhesion. Gene Ontology annotation, molecular function: structural molecule activity.